ACUAGAAACUCCUUCUCUCUCCGGUCGACCACUUUGGAGCGUACACAUCCGCUUUAGAGGGAGUAAAAUGUUGAUUGGUGUCGCGGUUCCUUCUAGUCGGUGGAACACACAAUCGCGGACGUCCCAUCAGUCUGGGAAAGCCAGUGUUGUCGUCGUGUUGGCUCGUCGUGAAGCUCGCGACCAACCGAGCCGGAAGAAUUGAGUUUCCAGUGUCGCCACGCCAGAACCAUUCCAGAUGGCAAUGUGCCAGUGAGUGGAGGAAAGAUAAUCCACUGCACCUUUGUAGCCGCCACCUUCUGGGCACUAUUUUUAAUCAAUCGACAGAAUCUGGACUUGCCGGAUUGUUGUGUAAGCGAAAUGUUUACGUUGCGGAUAGGUUCAGCCUACAAAGUGUUGCUGAUUUUGGUGCUAGUGGUUGCCGUUAGCAUUGGGCCCAAUGCAGUGCAAGGUGGAGCCGUCGGAUUGCGGGAAAAGCUUAGCGCAUACGAACAGUUCCGCUUCCGGCGCCAGAUCGAGGAAAGUGAAAACAACGGCCUGUACGAUGCGACCGAUUCCGUGAUCUCUCUUACGGCGGCCAACCUUAAGGAGCGAGUCUUCAACCAGCCACACGCUUCGUUGGUCGAGUUCUACAACUCGUACUGUGGCUUUUGCCGCCGCUUCGCCCCCAUCUGGAAGCAGCUGGCCGUGGACAUCCUUGGCUGGCAGAAGCUGGUCCGCGUAACGGCGCUGGACUGCUCGCGCGACGAAAAUAAUGCAAUCUGCCGAGAGUUCGAGGUGAUGGCCUACCCGACCAUUCGGUUUUUCUCCCCGCACUACGCCGACGGCGAGCACAAGAUAGGAGAACCACUUAAAGAACACGACGGACAACGCAUCAUCGAUCGAUUGGUCGAUUUUAUGCAGCAUGUGGAGAAUAAGCCAAGCAACUGGCCAAACCUGACCACUAUCAAUCGUACGGAUGAUAAAGCGGCACUUUUCGAGCUCGGUACUCCUGGCAGUGCGAGGCCAAAGUAUGUCUACCUCAUCAGCGAAAAAGAUGCCAAUGCAACGGUCGGUAUGCAGGCGAUACUGGACUUUCACGACACUCCAGCUGCGGUCGUGUAUCGGAUGCACGACCCCUCCGCAUCAACCAAUGGGCUGUCCGUCAUUGAUGGGUCCUCCCUGAGCGUCAUUAGUUUGCCGAUCGAUGAGUACAGCAGGGAGAAAAUACGUGAGGCAAUCCGGACGCACCUGGGACAGCAUCACAUCCUCGUGACGGACGUAUCGACCAAGUCUACGGCGAAAAAGUCGGGCGAUGGUUCGGCCACGACUGAGCAGAACAUUUCCGCCCUGAUGGAGCAAAAGCAGGAGGCAGCCAUCAGGGCGAAAGUGAAGGAACUCGGACCGGCUGUCGUCUACCAGGCUGAUCUGGAGGAAGCGGUCCGUUUUGCCCUAUUCCACGAAAUCGCACGCUUUAAGACGAUCGAUGGCGAGCGGCUCGUAGCGUUGCGCAAUCUACUCAACGUGCUGGUGCGCUACUUUCCGUUCAACGAUAAUGGUCGUCGAUUUCUGACUGAGGUUCGUCAGUACGUGUUGAAUGCUGGCGAGCAGAGUCUGGACGGGGAAGCGUUCGUGCAGCGCGUGAAAGCCCUCGAAAACGAACGGAAGCCCGUCUUCUCGUCGAACCACUGGAUUGGAUGUUCCGGAUCAAGGGAAGGCCUCAGGCGGUACCCGUGCGGGCUUUGGACACUUUUCCACUACCUUACGGUGCAGGCUGCCGAAAGUGAUCUUUCAAACAAUCCUCAGGAAGUGUUGGAAGCGAUGCACGGAUAUAUUAAGAACUAUUUCGGUUGUUCCGAGUGCUCGCAGCAUUUCCAGCAAAUGGCCGAAAAGAACCGUAUCUGGCAGGUGUCUACAAAAGAGGACGCCAUCCUGUGGCUGUGGUCGAGCCACAAUGAAGUGAACAAGCGGUUGGCGGGUGAUGCGACUGAAGACCCCGAACACCCAAAGGUGCAGUUUCCGUCCCCCGGAGAUUGUGCACCUUGCCGGCAAAAAAUCCUGACCAACCACCACAACCACCAGCAAUACACCAUUGAGGGUGGAACCGAGUGGAACCUGAUGGAGGUACUGGGCUACCUGAAGCAUAUGUACGCCUACGAUCGCCGGAAUCUGUUCGGUCUGCACGACAGCAGUCUGGUACCGCAGGGCGCCGAAGGACGAUCGGAGUGGGGAGGGGCGGCGGCCGUCGGCGCUCAGACGGGUUACCAUUCGUACGGGAACGUGCUCAGUGAAAUCGACAUUCGAUUCAGUGCGCUGCUGUACGUUACAUGUAUCAUAAUGAUCGUAAUCGCAAUCAAGAUGGUGGUCAAACGUGGCUAUCGCAAGAAGAUGUACCCUCAUGAUAUUCUGGGUAAAGUGUAGGCUGUGCUCGUUACUCCAUCUUGCGAAUUCAAUUCAGGUUCAAUCUUGCCAACACCAACUACAUCCAGGACAACACAUUCCAGAGAUUUGCUCAAAGCGAAUGUGCGCUUCAGUUACUUGACGAUUUCAAUUUUAUCCAUAUGUGAUCCACGAUUGGCGGCUUUCGGGGGGUAGCGGGGAAGGUUUAUCCAAAUAGUCAGGCCUGGAGAGUUCGUACAAUGGUCAUCUUCGUUAUGUCGCUAGAGAUUUUUUAGAUGUGAAUUACUCCGGCGAACGGGAAACAUAUCCUGUGGUAAGAUUCUCUGACACAAUAAAUUUAUCUCACGAAGA
Anopheles coustani is the source of this 2727-nucleotide messenger RNA. RefSeq names its product sulfhydryl oxidase 1-like. The transcript is spliced from 2 exons. NCBI's taxonomy places the organism in Eukaryota, Metazoa, Arthropoda, Insecta, Diptera, Culicidae. Gene Ontology annotation, cellular component: Golgi membrane. The record is from RefSeq and is a predicted model, not a curated record. Bases 358 to 2397 code for a protein of 679 amino acids. Gene Ontology annotation, molecular function: protein disulfide isomerase activity; flavin-dependent sulfhydryl oxidase activity. Gene Ontology annotation, biological process: protein folding.